This is a messenger RNA of Staurois parvus, 349 nucleotides long. NCBI's taxonomy places the organism in Eukaryota, Metazoa, Chordata, Amphibia, Anura, Ranidae. The record is from the annotation of a GenBank genome assembly.
CAAAAAAUUGAACACACCAGCAGUGUGAGGAGACCUGAAAGUGGCACAUGGCAUGGCAGAGUGUGGCGAUGGAGACAGCAGCAAUGGGAGGCCGUACAGGGACCCAUGAGAGACUCGGGACUUGGCAGCAGCAUGAGGAGGCGGUACAGGGGCCCAUGGCAGAUUAGGGGCCUGGCAGCAGCUAUGGGAGGCCCCCGUAAUCUGCCAGCACCCUAUGACAAAAAAUGGAACACACCAGCAGUGUGAGGAGACCUGAAAGUGGCACAUGGCAGAGUGUGGCGAUGGAGACAGCAGCAAUGGGAGGCCGUACAGGGACCCAUGAGACACUCUGGACCUGGCAGCAGCAUGA